Molecule: messenger RNA, 1174 nt
Organism: Lottia gigantea (owl limpet)
Lineage: Eukaryota; Metazoa; Mollusca; Gastropoda; Lottiidae
Exons: 10
Coding region: 11-1174 (387 amino acids)
Source: RefSeq, a predicted model, not a curated record
CAAAACAAAAAUGGCGUACUGGUUUCAUCGAAAUCCUUUGAAGGCUACUGCUGUGGUCAGUUUUGAAUUACAUGGAGUGACAACAAGUGAACCAACACGUAAAAUAUUUAGUGAUUUAAGACAGACGAGAACUGCCUUAUUACAACUACUAACUGAUCCCAAUCAUUCUCGAGAUGUUAUUGAUAAAGCUACUAAAGACUAUUUCUCUCUUCUCCUCGGUCUGAUAUCUCCUAUUGAUCCUCAAGAACAGGAGAAUAAACUACAGAAAAUUGUCAAGUUUAAAUGGACUAACAGUCUGAUGGGUAAUGCUGCAAUACAACAACAAGAUGCUGCAUUUGAAUAUGCUCACAUGGCCAUUAAUGUUGCAUUAUGGUAUACAAAACAUUCCGCUAAAUUAGCGGCUAAGGAAGAACCUGAUAUGGAAGAAGCUAAAGAAGUACAUAAAUGUCUGAGACUAGCUGCUGGUAUUUUUACUAAUGUUAAGAAUGAUAUAAUUGGUAAACUGAGUGAAAAUAAUGAAAAUGGUGUAGAUACAGAUUCCAGGGUGUUAGAUGCUUAUAUUUAUCAAUCUACAGCUGAAGCACAAGAAGUGACGCUAGCCAGAGCAGUAGAGAUGAAACACUCAUCUAGUUUAAUUGCUGCUUUAUCUUUUGAAACCAGUCAAAUGUAUCAAUCUGCAGAUGAUACUUUAUCCAGUCUAGAAGUGGCCCUAGUUGGAAAAUGGAGGAAGUAUUUUCAACUCAAACAAUCUUUUUAUUUAUCUUAUGCUCACAGUUAUCAUGGAGAAACAUUACUAGCUCAAGAUAAAUGUGGUGAGGCUAUCAGAGGAUUAAGGGAGAGUGUGCAAUUAUAUGAGAAAUCAUCGUUACUAUGUAAAGAAUAUGCUACUUGUAAAGGAGCAGGUACAACAGCUAGACCACAGGAUCAUAUAUUCUUUAGAAAACUUGGUCCGUUAGUUCGCAGGACGUUAGAGAAAUGUGAGAGAGAAAAUGGUAUGAUCUAUCAUCAGAAAGUUGCGUUCGAUCCACCACAGUUGGAAUUAAAAGCUACGUAUGGUUUAGUUAGUCCUGAAGACUAUGCAGCCCCAGCGUUACAUUCCUUGUGGACUUUAGAUGUUUAUAAACAGUUUAACCCAACCAUGGCACCCAAACCAGAACCUAAAGUAAGUUUUUAA